Messenger RNA from Seminavis robusta, 1218 nucleotides. The record is from the annotation of a GenBank genome assembly. NCBI's taxonomy places the organism in Eukaryota, Bacillariophyta, Bacillariophyceae, Naviculales, Naviculaceae.
AUGAACCUCUGUCUGCGUUCCCUCUUGUUGGCCUGGGCGCUUGCCUCGGCUGCGACUGUGACCGGGCAGCUUCGCCGCGAGACAAACGUUGGUUUGUCCACCAAGCUCUUGACCGGGCUCCGUUCAAGUUCGCACACGGAAGCAAUUCUACCCAUCUUCAAAAGGCCCCACAAGAAGAGCACAAAGGAUCCGAAGGACCUCUUCUCUCCAAAGUUUGAUCCAGAGACUGACGAUUCUUAUUGGCCGGGCUCGUACCCCCUGCGAGGUAGUGGGGCUGACUUGAUGCUCAACAUUCGUGCGGACGACUUUUUCAUUGAGACUGAUAUCUGGUAUUGGGAGGUGUUCACCACCGACAGUUCCUCUUCGACUUCAAGGUCCGCAGCCCGACAAGUAAAACCGACCAAAGCAGGUGGGCUUGGAAAGUCCGGUGCACUGUGGAGCUACUCCAUCGACUUUUGGAAUGCGACGGGUUUGUAUCAGAUCGAGAUCACUGAUUCUGCAGGAGAUGGAAUCUGCUGUGGAUACGGCAACGGAUGGAUGACAGUCACAGAUGCCGACUACAACGUAUUGUGGAGCGCCACGGGUGAAUACACUUGGGUUGCAGCUGUUUACUUCUACCGCAAUGAGUUCGGGAAGUUCAGCUACGUUACAUCCACGAUCGAUGCUGGGAAGUCGGAUGAAGCAAACCCGCCCUCUGGACCGCCACCCACUUUCUCCCCCCCUCCCCCUGUGACGAAUCCUCCGCCUGUGACAAAUCCUCCUCCACCGGUGACAAAUCCUCCUCCACCGGUGACAAAUCCUCCACCACCCCCGACGAAUCCACCUACAACCGCUUCGCAGUGUGAACUCUGCCCGGGAUCCUUGAUUGAGGCUCCUUUCAAGUAUAUCGAGAUGCCCGACGGAGACUUGAUCCCCUGCUUUGGCAUCGAUGACCUGUACUCCAAUGCGCUCACGGCUCAAGAAUGCACGGACUUUGAGGAUGCAGGAACCACUCACUUUUACCGUGUCUACUGCGAAUGCCCAGGGUACUAUGCUGAUUGCACGCUUUGCGAUUCCGGGGAAGAAGUAUCGUCUCCUGAAACUCUCGUUGAAGUGGAUGCGAAUGAGUACGUUAGUUGCAAGGUCCUGGAACAGGAUUUUCUCUGGCUGAGCGAUGAUGAAUGCGACGACUUGGAUGAUGUUCGUGACGUGCUCGCAGAUAUCUGUGAGUGUGACUAG